AUGGCCGCCAGCACCGGCAACUCGCUUGCCGCCCUGCUGUCCCAGACACACCUCGACGAUCACGACGAAAUUCUCAAGGCCGCGAACGCCCAGCUCGCCAAGUCGAAAAGCGACGUCGACGCGCAGCACGUCCGUGCCGUUGCCCUGCUCAAGCUCGACCGCUUCGACGAUGCCCUGCGCCAGAUCGAGCAAGGCGGCGAUGCUCUGAAGAAGAGAGUGCCAUUGGAGCACGCCUACGCCCUGUACAAGACGGGCAAGCUCGCCGAAGCCGAGCAGGUCGCCGCCGAUGCCGCCAGCAACAACGCCGGACGCGGCGCGCAGCACGUCCUCGCCCAGGCGACCUACCGCGGCGAGAACUUUGCGCGCGCAGCUGAUGUGUACAAGGAGCUGGCGACGCGGCCGCAGGACGGCGAGGGCUACGAGCACUACAACGACCUGCGCAUCAAUCGUCUGGCCGUCGACGCGCAAUUGCAGUGGCAGCCCAAGCAUGGCAAGCUGGCGGAGAAGUGGAGCAGCGGCAAGGUCGGCCGGGAAGACCUGGAGGCAUUCGAGACGGCGUACAACGCGGCGUGCAGCAGCAUCGCGUGCGGCGAGUUCGGGCAGGGCGAGAUGCUGCUGAAGCGCGCGAAGGACCUGUGUCUGGCCUCGGAGGACCUGACCGAGGAGGACAAGAAGGCCGAGAUCAUGCCCAUCAUCAUCCAGCAGAUCUACGUGCUGCACAAGCUACGCAAGUUCGACGAGGCGGCGAAGCUGGCCGAAGAGGUCUCAUCACAGGAUAUCCCGGACCCCUCGACGAGACACAUCGCCCACGUCAACGGCAUGGCCAGGGCCGCCGAGGACACCAAUCCCUACCUGAGCUCGCGCAGCAUGCAGCAGUCGGCGAAUCUUCCCGUCAGCGACAAGCCGUUCGCCUUUCAAUCCAACAUCCUCGACCACAAUACCUACGUCAUGGACCUCUCGUCCCACAAGCACAAGGGCGUCGCCAGCACCACCCUGCACAAGAUUGCCGCCGACCCCGUCGCCUCCACCCACCCGCUCACUGCGAGCCUCUCCGUGGUGAACGCCGCAGCGCACGCCAAGGGCGCGCGUGGUAGGGCAGGCAUCAAGCAGCUCCUCCCGCUCAUCAACAAGCGUCCUCACGACAUCGGCCUCGCCCUCACCAUCGUACAAAUCUACGUCGACGAGGGCAACUACGGCGCAGCCACACCCCUCCUCGAGAACUUCCUGGUCCGCCUCGAGAACAGCGGCAACUCAGACGUCCUCCCCACGCGCUUCGCGCCCGGCGUCGUCGGCACCCUCGCAGCCCUCUACGCGCACGCCGGCCGCCGCAGCUCCGUCCGCACCGAGCUCACCAAGGCCGCAACCUACUGGCUGCAGGCCAGCAAAAGCAAAAACAGCGACGCGACGACGCCCCCGCCGGCCUCGCUCCUCCGCGCCGCCGGCGCCGCCCUGCUCGAGUCGUCGCAGCCCGCGGACCUCGAGCAGGCCGGCACCAUCUUCUCGGCGCUCCUCGCCGCCGACCCGGCCGACCGCGCCGCGGCGGCCGGCCUCGUCGCCUCGUACGCGUCGACGCAUCCGGACCGGAUCGAGGCCGCGCAGCUCGACGCGCUGACGCCCGUGGCGCGCCUCGUCGCCGACGUCGACGUCGACGCGCUCGAGGGCGCCGGCGUGGCGACGGCGGCGGUCGUCCCGCAGACCACCACUGCUGGCUCGAAGCGGUCGGCGCCGAAGGAUGAUGGUGGUGCACGGAAGAACAAGAAGGUGCGCAAGAGCAGGCUGCCCAAGGACUUUGACCCGGGCAAGAAGGUGGAUGCGGAGAGGUGGCUGCCGAUGCGCGACCGCAGCUACUACAAGCCCAAGGGCCGCAAGGGCAAGCUGAGGCAGGCGGGCCUGACGCAGGGCGGCGUGGUGGCGGAGGAGAAGCAGCAAGCUGGUGGGGCAGGACAGCAGCAGCAGCAGACUGGUGGUGGAGGCGGCGGUGCCAAUAAGAAAAAGAAGAAGGGGAAGAGGUGA
This is a messenger RNA of Diplodia corticola, 2013 nucleotides long. Its product is annotated as signal recognition particle protein. Gene Ontology annotation, molecular function: ribosome binding; 7S RNA binding; protein binding. The transcript is spliced from 2 exons. Gene Ontology annotation, biological process: SRP-dependent cotranslational protein targeting to membrane. The record is from RefSeq and is a predicted model, not a curated record. Lineage: Eukaryota; Fungi; Ascomycota; Dothideomycetes; Botryosphaeriales; Botryosphaeriaceae. The coding region runs from base 1 to 2013 and encodes 670 amino acids. Gene Ontology annotation, cellular component: signal recognition particle, endoplasmic reticulum targeting.